This is a messenger RNA of Mesocestoides corti, 768 nucleotides long. Lineage: Eukaryota; Metazoa; Platyhelminthes; Cestoda; Cyclophyllidea; Mesocestoididae. The record is from the annotation of a GenBank genome assembly.
AUGGUUAUUUCACUUAGAAAGCAACUCGUUUUGAGUUAUCGUGUUAGUCAUCGAGGUGACUUUAAAGAUGUUGAAUAUGCAAAACAAAUUUUAGCAAUGAUUAUGUUCGUCUAUCAACGUCACAAAAAGAUGGUAAAUGACUAUCUUCAAUUUUACGGUGUUUUGUUUGAUACGUAUUCCUUUCUGCUUGACACUUUCCGUGAUAUUGAUGUAAUCAGAGCCAAUAGUCGGUUCGUUUGGGAGGAAGGCGAUAAUCCAGUUAGCUGGGAGGAAAGGUUGGCAAAGCGUUACUGGGACCGUCUUUUUAAGGAAUACUGCAUAGCGGACCUUUCGCGCUAUAAACACAACAAACUUGGUCUUCGUUGGAGAUCCGAGAGGGAAGUGGUUUCUGGGAAAGGCCAGUUUGUCUGCGGCGCCGUCGACUGCAAGGAGGUGAAUUUUCUUCGUAGCUGGGAAGUGAAUUUUGCGUACACCGAGAAGGGUGACAGGAGAAAUGCCCUCGUGAAGCUGCGACUCUGCCCAUCUUGUUCACACAAACUGAACUAUCACAAACAGCACGCUGAAUUUGUUGCCUCGGGUAAAACUGCAGACGAUCGGGGCACUGACGACUCCGAAUUGGCCCCCAAACGUCCUCGUGAACCCACUCCAGAGGGUGUCAGUGAAAGCGACGCCUGGAAGGCGGUCCCAUCCACCGAACAGCAGCGGCAGCAGUCGCAGCCAACCACGGAGGACGAGUUUGAGGACUACCUGAAGAAUAUGUUUAUGUAG